AGUAGACUUCUGCUCAUCAUCAUUUCCUCAGGUCGGUCAGACCAGCUGCGCGCCUCACAUUUCUUGCCGACGAAACGAAGGGCACAUUGAGCGACAGUACUGCAAGCUUGCUACUGCGCAGGAUGCUGCCUUUUGACAGGGCCCCGCUGGAGAAGCCAAGUGCAGUCAGUGCAGUGAGGCGGGCUGCGAAGUCAUGCCACGACUACGGGCAGGAGCUGGGACGGGGUGCUCCCACGUGGGAUGCAACCCAGUGGACAGCCCAUUUUUCGCAACAAAGACCAAAACAAAACAAAACAAUCUGGAUGCCAACCCUUCCUUGCCAGCAACCGGGGUGGUGGCCACGGACCUCUCCAAGACGAAACAAUAAUCCAUGAAGACCACGUCGUCGUACCAUGCCUGACAAGCAGAUCCCGACAAACUGUGAUGACGGGCGGGGAGCGGACUCGAGUACCGGGACCCUGGAAUUGGCUCAACAUGGGCCCCCGAUGCGGUUGCAGCGAGGGCGGGUACAGGAGCGUGAGAGCACAGCUGGCUGAAGCUGCUCAUGCGUCAAGUGUGGUCAGAGACGAGGAUGGCUGGCAAAGAUCUGAUCUCUGUCACAAAGACGUCAAGGGGAAUGCCGGUUGUGGACGGAAGCCAGGAUUGGGGCAGGGGACGGCCACAGGGAUGUCAAGCCCUCAGAGGACAUCCAUCGUGGGAUCCGAGCGGCAGAUGCACCCAAAGAGGCAGUAGUGGCCCGAAGGGACGCACAUGUGUGUUCUCCAGGACGGACAGGCUGGUGGCGCCUUGCCAUUGGCCACAGAGGGCCUACGACAGCUCAACCACCACCACCCAAAGGCUAAGCAGCCAGCUUACCUUAAG
Microdochium trichocladiopsis is the source of this 861-nucleotide messenger RNA. RefSeq lists its product as uncharacterized. The record is from RefSeq and is a predicted model, not a curated record. Lineage: Eukaryota; Fungi; Ascomycota; Sordariomycetes; Xylariales; Microdochiaceae. Bases 241 to 732 code for a protein of 163 amino acids. The transcript has a single exon.